Messenger RNA from Nematocida parisii ERTm1, 1418 nucleotides. RefSeq names its product aspartate-tRNA ligase. Lineage: Eukaryota; Fungi; Microsporidia. The coding region runs from base 1 to 1401 and encodes 466 amino acids. The record is from RefSeq and is a predicted model, not a curated record. The transcript has a single exon. Gene Ontology annotation, biological process: aspartyl-tRNA aminoacylation. Gene Ontology annotation, molecular function: aspartate-tRNA ligase activity; RNA binding; ATP binding. Gene Ontology annotation, cellular component: aminoacyl-tRNA synthetase multienzyme complex; cytoplasm; cytosol.
AUGAAAGUAGAAGAAAUGCAAGACUACGCUCAGAAAGAGAUUAGAGAGAUAAGUGUGAUUUCUGCUGUAGAGGAGCCAAUGGCCGCCUCAUUAUACGGAUUUAUCAAGAAUGUAAGGAUGGCUGGAAAGAAGAAGGUUUUUAUAGUGCUGAGGCAGGGACUGGACACAAUACAGUGUGUAGGAAGCGUUGUUCCAGGAGAGAGCGAGAAGUACUCCCCCGAGUCAUACGUGUGUGUGCAGGGCAAGAUAGUCAAUACAAAGACCCCUGUUCACUCAUGCACAGUAAAGCAUCUUGAGGUGCAGGUGGAUGCGGUUUCAGUCCUCUCUGUUUCAAAGGAUCUUCCAUUCCAGCUGAAAGAUCUUGACUGGCUGCACAGUGAGAGGGAAAAGGACCCGCAGCUGCCAGUUGUAAACCAGUCAAAGAGGCUGGAUGCUAGAUACAUUGACCUACGAUCCAUGGAGACACAGAGUAUAUUCCGAGCAUACUCCUCUAUUCUUAGUCUAUUCCGAGCGUACUUAGAGAAGAAUCUGUUCAUUGAGAUAAAGACCCCAAAGAUUCUAAAGGGUUCCUCAGAGGGCGGGUGUGAAGUGUUUCCAGUGAGCUAUUUUGGCCAGCCAGCAACACUUGCACAGUCACCGCAGCUGUACAAGCAGAUGGCGAUUAUUGGGGGCCUUGAAAGGGUCUUUGAGAUAGCCCCAUGCUUUAGGGCAGAGAACUCUAACACAGGCAGGCACUUAACAGAAUUCACAGGAGUGGAUAUAGAGAUGGAGUUGAAAAAUAAAACAUAUAUAGAUUUGGUAAGGUUCAUAUACGGAAUGAUUAAGUAUGUUUCUGAUGGAGUGCAGGAGAGAAACCAGAAGGAGCUUUCUACUAUUAAAGACAUUACAGCAGCAGACAAUCAGACAGUCAUUGCUGAAGCCCCAGUGAUAAUUACAUUCAAGGAGGGAAUAGACAUACUGCGAAGCAUAGGAAGGGAGGCAUCAUACACUGAGGACAUAGGAACAGAGGAUGAAAAGAUCCUGGGACAAGAGGUCAGAAAGAGGUAUGGCAGUGACCUGUUUGCCAUGAUAGAGUACCCAGAGUCUGCCCGUCCAUUCUACACCAGCCUUCUUCCCUCUGACAGCAGGUACACCCAAUCCUUUGACUUUAUUCUAAAGGGUGAAGAGAUCACAUCAGGCGCUGAAAGAAUAAACAUCCCAGAGACACUCAAAGAGAGAGUGCUUGCCAAGGGAAUGAAGCCAGAGAGUGUGAAGGAUUAUAUAGAUGCAUUUGAAUUUGGAGCACCAAGGCACGGCGGGUGUGGAAUAGGCCUGGAGAGAGUUGUAAAGCUGCUCACAGGGUGCACAGAUAUACAUAAGUGCUCAAUGUUCCCCAGAGACCCAAGAAGGCUGCAGCCAUAAUCUGAAUAAAUCUAAAG